Drosophila busckii is the source of this 2136-nucleotide messenger RNA. RefSeq names its product sodium-independent sulfate anion transporter. The record is from RefSeq and is a predicted model, not a curated record. Gene Ontology annotation, cellular component: membrane. Bases 1 to 2043 code for a protein of 680 amino acids. Gene Ontology annotation, biological process: transmembrane transport. Gene Ontology annotation, molecular function: sulfate transmembrane transporter activity. NCBI's taxonomy places the organism in Eukaryota, Metazoa, Arthropoda, Insecta, Diptera, Drosophilidae. The transcript has 3 exons.
AUGUCCACACUGGAGCACGAGAUUACGUUCCGGAAGCAGGCGGAAGUGAGUCAUGAGCUGGAAGCGCGAUUUCGCAGCUCUGCAACAGACUCCAUCAUAAUCACCGAUCAUCGCACCUCCAAGCGUCAGAGUCUGGAGCAGCUGGAGCUGACGCGGCGAGAGGCUGAAGCUGCUCCAAACUGUUGCAUGAGCUACUUGAGCAAUGUUUGCACUUUGAAGAACCUAAAGAAACGUCUGCCCAUAAUCAACUGGCUGCCGCACUAUAAUAGGCCAGAUGCCAUUGGUGAUCUUAUAGCAGGAUUUACAGUGGGUCUAACGGUCAUACCGCAGAGUCUGGCCUACUCCGGUGUGGUGAAUCUGCCUGCGCAGUCCGGACUCUAUGGCUCGUUUCUGGGCUGCUUUGUCUAUGUGCUACUGGGCACCUGCAAGGAUAAUACCAUUGGCAGCACCGCUGUAGCCUCGCUUAUGACCUAUCAGUUUGCACGUGGGAGCUGGCCCAGGUCAGUGCUGCUGACGUUUCUCACGGGCAUCAUCGAGAUACUGAUGGCUUUGUUCAAGCUGGGCUGCCUGGUGGAGUUUGUCUCGGGGCCAGUGAGCGCGGGCUUCACCAGCGCCGUCUCGCUGAUUGUGUUGACCUCGCAGAUGAAGUAUAUACUGGGCGUGAAGAGCGAGGGCGGCUCCUUUCUGCAGAGCUGGCUAAGCAUGUUUCGCGAUAUUGGCAACAUACGCAUCUGGGACAGCUGCUUGGGAUUUGGCUGCUUGGCACUGCUGCUGGCGAUACGCAGCCUGAGCAAAUACCAAGUGGGCGCAAAGGACAAAGCACAGCGCAGUCGUUGGCAGAAUGUGCUUAACGAAGUGAUCAAGUUUGUUGGUGUCACUCGCAAUGCAUCUGUUGUCAUUGGCGCCACUAUGAUUGCAAUGUAUCUGGAGCGCAGAGGCAACAAUCCGUUUCAGCUCACAGGCUACAUACCGCCGGGACUGCCGUCACUGGCACUGCCGCCGUUUUCCGUGGCGCCACAGCCUGGCAACGUCACUGCCGGCAUAGCCGAUGUGCCUGGCGAGAGUUUCUUCGACAUGGUGCAGAGUCUGGGCUAUGGAUUGCUCAUUGUGCCCAUCAUAGCGCUGCUGGAGAACGUCUCUGUCUGCAAGGCCUUUGCCAAGGACAGGCAAAUCGACAUUAGCCAGGAACUCUUUGCCACCGGUGUGGCCAAUAUUGCCAACUCGCUGGUCAGCGGCUAUCGCAGCAAUGGCGGCCUGGCGCGCUCGGCUGUUAACAAUGCCAGCGGCUGUCGCACCAACAUGUCCAAUCUAUAUAUUGGCAUUAUAGUUGUGCUAUCAAUUCAAUACCUCACUGAGUAUUUCUACUUCAUACCGAAGGCUGUGCUGGCUGCAAUUAUUAUCUCCGCUGUAGUCUUCCAGCUGCAGUAUCAAAUCGUCGUGCCCAUGUGGCGCAGCAAGCGCUCUGAUCUGAUACCCGGCGUACUUGCUUUCAUCACUUGCUUGGUGUUUCCACUGGAAAUUGGCAUCAUGGUGGCCAUUGGUGCCAAUCAGCUGUUCAUACUCUAUCAUUCAGCCAGACCCAAGGUUACCUUUGAGCAACUGGAAACAGAGCUGGGCACACAGUUUGUUAAGAUCACACCCGAUCGUUGCUUGAUCUUUCCCUCUGUCGAGUUUGUUAGAAAAAUGAUUGUCAAAUCCGGCAGCAAGUCCACUCUGCCCGUCGUCAUCGACUGCACUUAUAUCUAUGCUGCUGACUUUACCGCCGCCAAAGUUAUCUCAUCCAUUGUCGAAGAUUUUCGCAAGCGCCAGCAAAAGAUAAUCUUCUUUAAUCUCAAGCCCAGCGUGGUCAGCAUAUUCGAGGGUCUCAAGACCAAGCUUGUGCUCUGCUACAACACUCAUGCUCUCAACCAGGAACUCAGCCACAAUGGUGUGGAUAAUUUAGGACACUCAGUCGACUCUCUGGAUACACUUGAGGAGGGCCGCAACUCCUGCGAAUGUCUGAGCAUGCGCACCAAUAGCACGAUAUCGAUACCAAAAGUAUAAUUUUUAAGAAUUUAAUUCUUGUAACAACAUAUGUAUAUUAUUAAAUAAAUUUGCUUAUACUUGCUCAACGUGUUAUAGUUUCGGGAACGAUAU